This is a messenger RNA of Chondrus crispus (carragheen), 672 nucleotides long. RefSeq lists its product as hypothetical. The record is from RefSeq and is a predicted model, not a curated record. Bases 1 to 672 code for a protein of 223 amino acids. NCBI's taxonomy places the organism in Eukaryota, Rhodophyta, Florideophyceae, Gigartinales, Gigartinaceae. The transcript has a single exon.
AUGUCCAAGUCUUGCGUUCCUCUUCAGCCUCGUCGCUUAUCUGAGACCAGGGUGCUGUCGAGUGGGGCCCGACUGUCACGAGAACACAUUGCACUAGCAGUCCCAUGUUUUCAUGUCCAAGUCUUGCAUUCCUCUUCAGCCUCGUCGCUCAUCGUACCUACCCAUGGUGCCAUUGCCAAAUCCAUUACCCUUGAGGGCAUAAUAGCGAUCAACGAGGUUUUCUACAUGUCGAAACGGAACACUUGUGCAGCCGUCCGCGUGACACCAAGGAUGCCAUCCCCUCUCUCCUUCGCAGGCGUGCCCACGUCGCGGAUGCACGCGACGUCGGCGAACAAGUCACCCGCGCAGUCGUCCACCGCCUCCCCCCUUUCAGAUUGCCGGAACCCGUGCAUCGGCCCCGUCUGCCUCGUGCUGGGCUCAGCGCCGCCCGGCUGCGUCCUGCACCAGUCGGCCGAGAAUCUCCAUCGCCUCGCCUCCGUCGCGCCCGUUCAUCCCGGCUUGGAACAGCUUCGCUGCUCGCGCUGCAUCCCGCGAAACCCCGUCCGCUCCGUCCCGCAGCAGGCAAGCCAGUUUAAGCAUAGCGUCGCGGUUAUGGCACUUCUCGAUCGCGCGCUCGUACAAUUGCGCCGCACGAGCCGCGUUCGUCCGCACUCCCCCUGUGCCUUGUACUAG